CUUGUCCAAUCUAUGUUAUGAUUUGUAGAUGUUUGUGAUACUUUAUUCAAAUUUUAAAUAAAACUCUAAUUGUUUUUCCCAUCAUAUUUUUCUCAAUGAGACAAUAAAACCAAGUUUUAUAACCAUCAUGAAGCAUAUAUCUACCAUGUAGAUUCAUAUCCUUUUCAGUAGCAAUUGAAGCGUGCUAUGGGUAUAGAAGUCACAGAUAUUUGCAUGGACAAAGAGUCAGAUUGUGUCAUUGUUUAUUCAAAAGGCGAUUCGCAUGACUCAGAUCUUGAAGCAAUUCCCAAUGGUAAUUCUAUUUCAGAGUCAUUUGAGAAUAUUAAUGGCGAGCAUGAACUCCAAAAUUUGGAAGAGAGCACUAAAGUAAAGGAAUAUGUGGUGGUGAAAGAAUGUACUACAGAAAGCAUAUCUGAGCUGUGUCAUAAUGAGAAAUCUAAUGAGAAGAAGACUGCAGCAAAUUCUGAAUCAGGGGUUGCACUGCCAGUGGAGAAGGUUCAUCAGGAUUUAGGGAAAACAAAAGAUCAAACUAAGUCGCGAUUAGCUGUGAAUCUUGUAACAAAACCUGCUUCUGCAACUGCUAGAACAAAACAUACUGUUCCACAGCCAUUUGCCCUAGCAACCGAAAGGCGUGCUUCAUCAGGAACACGCCCCAUUGUUGCUGUACCUGAUGCCAGUAGUGGUGUGAAUAAAGCUUCAAACAUUAACAAUGCUAUAAGGAAUUAUGGUACCAUGAAGAAGACUCAGCCAACACCACCUUUGGUACCAAGGAGGCCUUUGCAACCUGAUAAUAAGAAGCGUCCUGAUGAGGAAGAUUCUUGUUCUGUUGCUUCCUCAACAGCAGUCUCUGUAAGGAAAGCCAGGGCAACUUCUGCAUCAGCUCCAGUGUUUAGAUGCACUGAACGUGCAGAAAAAAGGAAGGAGUUUUAUUCUAAAUUGGAGGAGAAACAACAAGCACUGGAGGCUGAGAAAACUCAAAGUGAAGCAAGGACCAAGGAAGAGAAGGAGGUAGCUAUAAAGCUAUUGAGAAAGAGUUUAACAUUCAAGGCGAACCCAAUGCCAAGCUUCUACCAUGAGGGACCUCCACCUAAGAUUGAACUCAAAAAGCCACCGCCAACUCGGGCAAAGUCUCCAAAGCUUGGCCGAAGGAAGAGCUGCAGUGAUACGGUCAAAUUAUCCGAAGGAGCCAAAGUGAAAGGAACUUGUGCUCGUGGAAAUCGUCAUAGCUUGAUUGUUUACAAAGAAGAAGCUUCUACCAUUGGUUCCUUGAACACAAAGGAGCAGAACAAUGUCCAUAAUGUUAACUCUGUUUGCAAGUUUGACGAUGAGCCCAAACAAGCAAGUGAGAUGAAGGGGAUUCCAGCCAACAUAACUGAACAAGGGAAUGUGAAGAUCGUUGUCCAGUCUUAAGUUCUCUGGUGAGUUUUUUGUUUUCUUUUUUUGUUUUUGUUUUUUUCCUCCCCUAAUUUAUAAGAGGAGAAGAGCACUUCACUUCUCUCAUUUUCUUGCGAGUGUCUCUAAAGGAUGUGCACUUUAAUUUAAUUAGCAGUGACUCAUUGCAAAUGUUGUGUGUAAUAUAUGUGUAAAUUUUCUGUAAUUUAUCUGUUUAUAUAAUUAUAUAUACAAAGCAUUACAAUUUCUUUUUU
Messenger RNA from Ziziphus jujuba (common jujube), 1646 nucleotides. Its product is annotated as protein WVD2-like 3. Lineage: Eukaryota; Viridiplantae; Streptophyta; Magnoliopsida; Rosales; Rhamnaceae. The coding region runs from base 187 to 1410 and encodes 407 amino acids. Gene Ontology annotation, molecular function: microtubule binding. Gene Ontology annotation, biological process: microtubule cytoskeleton organization. The record is from RefSeq and is a predicted model, not a curated record. The transcript has 7 exons.